Zingiber officinale is the source of this 1336-nucleotide messenger RNA. RefSeq names its product tetraspanin-3-like. The transcript is spliced from 2 exons. NCBI's taxonomy places the organism in Eukaryota, Viridiplantae, Streptophyta, Magnoliopsida, Zingiberales, Zingiberaceae. The record is from RefSeq and is a predicted model, not a curated record. Gene Ontology annotation, cellular component: plasma membrane; plasmodesma. Bases 91 to 966 code for a protein of 291 amino acids. Gene Ontology annotation, biological process: auxin-activated signaling pathway.
UCCACCUUGUUUUUUUCCCCCAUAAAACCAGGAGAAGCAGAGCGCUUGCUUGUGUCAGUGGCACUGCAAAUUGAGCCAGCAGAGACGAAGAUGAUACGGGGCAGCACCAGCCUCCUCGGCGCCUCCAAUUUCGUCGCUUUCCUCGUCUCCAUCCCCAUCCUCGCCGGCGGGAUCUGGCUCGGCGCACGGGCCAACAACACCGACUGCCUCCGCUUCCUCCAGUGGCCCAUCAUCAUCAUCGCCGUCACCGUCAUGGUCAUCUCCCUCAUGGGCUUCGCCGGCGCCUGCUACCGCCUUUCCUGGCUCCUCCAGGCUUACCUCUUCGCUAUGUUCUUCGUCGUCGCCGCGCUCCUGGGCUUCAUCAUCUUCGCCUUCGCGGUCACCGACCGCGGCCGCGGCCAGGCUGUCGUCGGACGCGGCUACCUCGAGUACCAGCUCUCCGACUACUCCGGCUGGCUCAGGGACCGCGUCGACGAUCCUAGGUACUGGGAAAAGAUCAGCUCCUGCCUCCGCGAGGGCCGCGCGUGCUCCGGCAUGGCGCGGUACGACCGCGACCCGACCACCGGCGUGUCUGUUCCGGAGUCCGCCGAUAUGUUCUACCAGAGGCAACUCACUUCGAUCGAGUCUGGAUGCUGCAAGCCACCGACCUCAUGUGGCUACAAUUAUGUGAACGAGACAUUUUGGACUCAGGCCGGGGUGGCGGUCGACGAUUCAGACUGCGUCCGGUGGACAAACGACCAGCAGCAGCUGUGCUAUCAGUGCGACUCGUGCAAGGCGGGUGUGCUCGCGAGCCUCAGGCACAGCUGGAGGAAGGUCUCGGUCAUCAACAUUGUCAUGCUCAUCCUCCUCCUCAUCGCCUAUGUAAUUGGAUGUGCCGCGUACAGGAACGCACGAAAGAUCAAUAACAACGAGGCCUUCGGGGUGAACAGGAUGACCAAGUCGAGACCCAGCAGGUUCCAGUUUUAGAAGAUGAGCGAAUUGAAGGAGGAAAAGCCUUUCGAGUGAUUCAGUUUGCUUCACGAUACUACUGAAAGGAUAAGUGCUGUAACUCGAGUAAAUUAGAGAACUGAUCAUGUCGAUCAUUCUAAACUUCCUCCUCCGGCGUGGGUUCAGGAAUCUAAUAAUCUUAAUCUAGUGAUUAGUGAUCCGAGCUCUAGAUCGGAUGAUUCACUGCUUACUGCUACACCUUUUAGUUAAUAGGUAAAAUUCAGCCAGCGUCCUUUUUUUUAAAAAAAAAAAAAAAACAGUGUCUUUCUUUGAUUUGUAUGGCUCCCAAUUUUACGCUUUAACCGUGUAUAAUUAUCAAUUGCUCAUUGUGCAGUAAGGUUAUCUCUCA